AUGGACAAUUACGAGAAAGUCCGAUCGUCUUCACAGUCUCCUCGGUCUCCGCUCUCGCCAGGUUCUUCCCGCUUUGAUACUCGUCCCCAAUGGCGACAAAAUCGAGUUUGCUAUGUCCUUGAAGGCCUUGGCACUUUGGUCGUGCUUCGCCUACGAUCGUUGAUUAUCAUUGCGCUGCUUCUCAUCAUCACGUCUGGUGUCCUCACCCUGAAACCAUUGCCUUCUAAAUACACCACCAUUCCCGCCAACACCACCUGGGCCAGCGAUGAAGCCUCUAAACCCUACAAACCGAUCGCCCCACCAGACCACCCCCUUCACAUCCUGAUACCUGCAACAAAACAGGAUAUCAAUCUGUGCAAACUCCUGUUCUCCGGCUCCAUCCUCGGCUACCCCACUCCAGUCAUCACAGGAUGGGGAGAAGACUUGGACGAGAGUCAACGAAAGGGGAUGACAGGGGGUGGAAGUCAUCUACUGAAGAUAUCUCGAGUUCUCGAAUACCUGGGCAACCUCGGGACGGAGCACGAUCAGGACCUUGUAUUGAUGAUGGAUGGCUACGAUAUCUGGUUUCAGCUUCACAAAGAUCUCCUCAUAGAACGCUAUUACCAGAUCAACGCUGAAGCCAACAAACAAAUCAAAAAGCGGAUGGGCAGAGCUGCUAAGAUCGCAGGCAUACAGCAGACCAUUAUUUUCGGCGCCGGCAAACGGUGCUGGCCCAACGAGAUUCACACAGUAGCGUGCUGGCCACUUCCACCAUCACCUCUGCCCGACGACAUGUUUGAUGGCAAUACCGACAAUCCAGUCGGAUCCCGCCCAAACCCAUGGUCUACCACUCGCCAGAAAUUUCUCAAUUCGGGUCUCAUCAUGGGUCCUGUCGCUGAUAUGCGAGCCGUGUUCGCCCGCGCCGAAGAGAUAGUGGAAAAGUUGGGUGACGACCCAGAACCGGACGACAACGGUAGCGAAUGGAGCCAGAAGGUCUACCACAAUAGCGACCAAUCCGUCUUCAACAUGAUCUUUGGCGAGCAAGAAUACCAGCGGGAGGUCAUCCGAGUUCGUCACAUCUCAUGGCUCUUCAAUCCCAUCCAAAAGCUCCAGCAAUUCUUCGGGAAAGACCUGUCAGAUACCGACUGGGUCUUGGAGGGCACGCGGAUCAAGAAUAUCCUGAACCCACCGUGGAAACACAUGGAGGUAGAGCACCUCGAUGGAAAGCCCCUUGAGUUCAGCAUAGGCCUUGAUUACUGGUCUGACAUAACCUUCCAAACCGCAAAUUCGGAGCGUAAUGGCGGAUGGAUGAGCUACAACCAAUCCCUCGAACCACAAGUCCAGCACUGGGAUCGCUGGGACUGCAAACCCCAUCUGCGCCCUCUGCCUGCGGAUGUGAUGAGUUCGCAGCCACCCUUCUUCAAUCAGGGAAACGACAACCGCGCUCUCUCAGUCAACGCAAGCUGGAAUGAUGUUCCCCUUUACACCCAUUACUGUGACGGUGUUGUACCGGUCAUGCUACAUCACAACGGUGACAAAGCCUCGAGAAGCAACAGGUGGCAUAAGAUGUGGUACUACCCGUAUGCGGAGGCUAUGUUCCGGGCACAGGAACCGAGACAAGUGGAAUCGCUUGUGAUGGGGAAGGUCGGCAAGGAGUCGGUGGGGCCGGGAAGUGCAUUCAAUGAUAAGGGUGAAAUUGUGGAGUUUGAGAAGGCUUGUCAAGGCUGGGACUUUCACUGA
This is a messenger RNA of Letharia columbiana, 1719 nucleotides long. RefSeq lists its product as uncharacterized. The coding region runs from base 1 to 1719 and encodes 572 amino acids. The record is from RefSeq and is a predicted model, not a curated record. The transcript has 2 exons. Lineage: Eukaryota; Fungi; Ascomycota; Lecanoromycetes; Lecanorales; Parmeliaceae.